AUGUUCAACUUUUUAACCCGCACGAACGAAAUUUCUAUUGUUUUAUCGGGAAUAUUAGUUAAUUGUAAAUGCUUUCAAAGGAGUAUGCCUUGCUUUCUGAUUAGAAAAAUUGAUACAGCAAUUCAUUUAUUCAUCAUAAUGAAAUUGAUUUUAAUCACUUUUGGAUUAUUUCCUGUUUCAACUUCACAGAAUAAUUUGAAUUCAUUACAAUAUUUUUCAACAAAUUGUUCCAUAUUAUUAGAUGAAACACAAUUUAUACUUAAUUGGACAAAAGAUUCACAUUCACUAACGGAUUUUAAUAAACAAAUUGCCAAAUAUCUCAACUCAAUUUCACCUAAACCAACCAUCUGUUUUCUAUGUACUAACAACUCAACGUAUAUUAUUAUUUCUAACAAUUAUGGUAUAUUGAGACAAAUGAACCAGCAUUGUGAACAAAUAAUAAGCCAUGAAGCAUUUAAGAAAAUUGUGGAGUCUAUGAAUUCAUUCGAAGAACAAAUGAUAUCACUUAGUGAUGAAAAUUAUUUAACAGCUAUUUUUUAUGACCCUACUCUUGUCAAUUAUACAAUCUUCACAAAGAAUUACUGCAUGUCUGAUAAUUUACCUGAGGUUCGUAGUUUAUUUGACCAAAUUGACUGUACCAAUACUGCUACCGAUCCCCAUCAUUAUAAAAUACCUUUAUUUAUGGUACAAUCUGAAAUUAAAUCAAAUAAUAUGUGUUUAUUUUGCUAUUGUAUUCAAAAACAUACCACAUAUACCAUUCAAAUAAAAAACAUUACAUUUACAACUGUUCUUCUACUUGUCAAUUACAAAAAGUUGUCAAUUGAGGACGUUGAACAUAAACUUCAACAGUUAUUAAAAAUGCCUUCAGUCAAUAUCAUUUCCUUCUGUUUAUUCAGUAAUGAGAUAUUGAGAGAAUGGGAAGAAAACAAUUAUUUACAAAAAAAUAGGAAGAAUGUACCCAUCAAGUAUAUGAAAAGACUUUCAGAAACUGAACAGACCAGACAUUCCCGAACAAAACGAUAUUCCGAGGUGACGACAAAUGCUAAGUACUCAAUGAAUUCACAACUUUUACCUCCAAGAAAUUUGCAAAUAGUACCUCUUAAUUUUGGAUCUUUAAAUAUAUCAUGGAUUCCUGCACAAAAAAACGAACAAUUUAUCACACAUUACGAAUUAAUUUUAUUUGGCCUCAAUGAAAAAUCAGAUAAUCUAUUUAGUCAUUGUUUAAGAACACAUACAAUAUAUAAUCAAACUGGACAUAAUGUUUAUUUAGCUCCAUUAUUUUCACAAAAUCGUCAAGUUCUUAUCAAUGUUACAGCUCCAGCAGAUUAUGCAAUAGUUACUGGAUUACCACCAGAUAAUUUUUAUCGUGUACUUUUAUUUGCUGUUGGGAAUUCAAUGAGAAGUUCACCGGCUACAAUGCCAUCAUCUCCACGAGUACCAGCACUUUCACCACAAACUCCACCUGAAAAUAUUAAAAUUACUUCACGGGGAACUCAGAGUGUGAAAAUAUCAUGGAGUCCACCAAGUGAUAUAGACUGCACUGGAGAACUAAUGAAUUAUGUGAUCAACAUCAACUCUUCUCGUUUAAUAGAGCCUAUAAUUAUUAAAGUUCCACGUUCAAAAAGAAAUUAUGUUGUAGAGAAUCUUAUACCUGGAACAUUUUACAGUGUACAAGUUUCUGCAACUACUCGAGGUGGCUUAGGUGUCCCAUCUAAAGCUAUACACUUUCAAACAAGUGGAGAACUUCCAAAGUUAGAUUCAGAUGAAUUAGAAGGCAUAGAAAUUCCUGAAUCUAAAUUGGCAUCAAAUAUUGACAGUCAAAAUGUAGACUUUUUUGAAGACGAAAUAAAAGCUGAUGAUUUGACUGACUCAAUUCAACAGGCUAACAAUCCACCAUUUUAUGUGUUACCUUCAAGGAUCCAUAAUCUACGGGCGACGGCAACUCAAACAUCAAUAAAAUUAAAAUGGUCAGUUGCUUUAAGACAAAUUAAUAUGAAUAGUGAAACACAUUUAUUUGAUGAUGUUCACUAUGAAUAUACAUCAUUAAUUAAUCCAAGACAUUUAAUCCCUGUCCCAAUCAAAAAUGAGAAACAUGAGAAAGAUAUAACUGGUUUGCUACCACCAGGAACAAAACACAUCAUACGUUGGGGUGAUAUGCAUCCCGGUCCAUCCGAGGAUAGUGUAAGAGGUGAUCGAACACAGUAUACAAUUGAAAAUUUAAAACCUGGAACGAUUUAUUACAUUCGAGUUAUAUCUGUUACAGAAGGUGGAGAUGGUCCCGCUGCCUACACUGUUGUAAUGACACAAGACUCUUCAUCAGCAACAAAAUCGACAAGUCAAGGUUUACUUAUCCCUGUAAAUUUAGUAGUUCGGCAACUUGGCUCUACAUGGGCACGUGUUGGAUGGGAUAUGCCAAGUGUUCCACAAUCUAUUAAAAUGUCUAUCAGUGGAUUUCAAGUGAAGUAUUAUUCAGUGAAGGCUAACACAGACCAAGAAGAAGAAGAAGAAGGACAGGAAAAUGAAAUAGAAAUUACAAAUUAUAUCACUGAACAAUUCGCAACAAAAAGUGUUGACGAAAAGAAACAUGAAUUAAAAUUAAUCAAUAUGACCUUAACAUCAAACCAAAUUCAUGACGAACACUUUGACAUUAUUCUUCGCGAUUUGGAACCUGCUACGCAGUAUGAAUUUGGUGUUCGAGUGUUACAUAAUGAAGUGAUAUUUGAAGAAAAUGAUCCAAACGAUAAUGGUAGAACAGUGAAAACAUAUUUCUGGAGUAUGGUUCAAGGAUUUGAAACUUUUGGUAAAAGUCCAAAGGAUGCACCGACAAAUAUUCGACUAUCCAAAUUAAGGUUAACUAAUAAAUUGCAUACAAAACUUCAAUUGUUAGAUUUCUCAACUAUACAAACUUCCUCAGAUGCACUGAAUAAUGAUAUCAUACAUGAUCAAAACAAUGAUAAUAGUAAUGAUAAUAAUAGGCCUAGUUCACAUUUCCUAGUCACAAUGUUUAUUAAAUGGGAUCCACCAACUUAUCCAAAUGGAAGAAUACUUGCAUCUGCCCUAUAUCUUACUACAAAUAUGAAACAAUCUACAAGAAAAUGGACAGAAAGAUCAGUCAAUGGUGGAAGUACAGAAGCAGGUUUACUAAGGUUAAAACCAAGUACACUAUAUUUUGUGAAAAUCACUUCAAGAAAUCAACAUGGCCGAUCACCAUCUUCAAAUAUCAUUGCUUUCUAUACACCGAAUGCCGAUGGAUCUGGUGGUGGAAUCAUUCAGUUUACAAAAGAUUAUUAUAAUUUAAAUGAUAUUCAUGAAACAUUCGAUAAAAUUCAACCAUUUCCUAAUGAAAAUGAAUUAAAUAAAUUAAUAAGAACAAAUGAUCCUAUUUAUACAACUAAUAAUAAUAAUAAUAAAUUAAUUGAUAUUGAAAAUAUACACUGGAUUAUAUUGGGUGGUGCAAUUGGUUGUGCAUUAGUCAUUAUGAUUAUUAUUACUUUAGCAUUAUUAAUUCGUUGUCGAAAAAUAAAAUUCACUACAAAUUUAACUAAAAGGGUAUCAGAUAAGUCAACAUAUAAUACAUCGUAUUCAGAGCAUCAUCAACAUGAAACAACCAUACAUCGACAUGACUGCUUACAAAAGAAUCCAUCAUUUAAUCUGAAUGAUAUUUGUCUUAAUGCAAAUACACUCGGUAGUUGUAGCCCGACAGAAACUAUAGCUGCUGGUUCCAAUUCUGGUUCAAUUGGUGUUCGCACAGGGCAUUCACUAACCAAUGACCAGUUCAAUCAAAAUGUACGAAUGAAUAUCUAUCCAUCACAUCAUUCUAAUUGUAUACAUUCUGAUUGUAGUGUAAAAAAGAUAAAUGAAACAGUACCAUUGUUAACUAGUAGUCAUUGUAAUUGUGGUGUGUCGAUUGAUACAUCAGCACCAACACCAUCGGGACCAAUUAACUGGAUACCUAAUGUUGGAGCAUUCAAUAUUGGUAUAUCUGGUGGAGGGUGUUUUGAAGAUCGGCAUUCAACAUCAGUCGAAAGUGAUACCGAUGCUAAUAAUUCAAUGAAAUUAAUAAAUAAUUGUCAAGAAAGUGGUAGAAAUUGGCAAAAUGAUAUGAAUUGUGGUAAAUUUAAGUUGAAUAAACAAUUGUCGGCUGACAUGCAUGAGCGUAAUAUAGAGUCACUGAAUGGUAAUAUUAAUGCAUCACGUGACAUGACAUUAUCUUAUCUUGGAUCAAGUGUUCAAAAUUCAAUUAAUUGUCAUGCACCUUAUUGUCAACAAUCACAAUUAAAAAAUAUGGGGAAUCGUAGUCCAUUCAAACCUCCUGGCACGGUAAUUAACCCACCUAAUUUACAAAUGACAUGUUGUACAAAUAAUAAUAAUAAUAAUCCUCAUAUCAAUUUUAAUCGUUCACGUGAUUUUCGAAGUAAUCAAUUAAAUAAAAUGAUUGGAGACAAUGGAUGUACUGGGAGUGGUAGUCUUACAGAUGAAGUGACUGCGUCUUCACCAGGAAGUAGUGCUACUGGACGUACACAUGGUUAUUUAAAUGAAAUUUCUUCUUCACCAACAAAUACAAGUUUAAAUUUCAAGAAAUAUAAUAGAGUUAUUGGAAAAUAUGAAGAUGAAGAAGAUAUUAAUGAUGAGUUAAAUAUUAACCGUGAUACAGGUUUUAGAAAUUAUGGAAGUAAACAUAAUGGACAUGGAACACAUCAAAAGUUGUCUGUAAAUACAUCUGUUGAUCAACAAAGUUUAUCACCAUUACCCCCAAGGAAGUACAGCAAUAAUAAAAAUCAAAUUCUAUCGGAUAGUCAAGGUGAAAGAUGUCAAACUCAUGGAACAGGUAUAUCAACUCGAAAUAAUGCUCUGAGUUCCGACUAUGCUUCACAACAAAGUAGCUUAAGCAAUAAGUCAAGUGAAUCAAGUGCGACAAAUCAUGGUUUUUCACCGGAAAAGCAUGUAAACUAUCCAAAUAAAGUAAAACUGAUAGAUAUGAAUACAAAUGUACAUAGUGUUGAUGCAUCAUUCGUAUUAGAUCGUGUACCGACACCGGAACCGCAACAUCGAUCAGGACAAUUUGCAAGACUAAUGCAAUAUAAAUUGUCCGAUCAACCGAUUAAUCGAUUACAAAUACUUAAUUUAACUGAUGAUGAUUAUUUAUCGGAUAAAAUAGAAAUUAAAAAUAAAAUUAUGCAGUCGCCGACAAUUAUGAAAAGAAUGACAACAACUACAACAACAAUAACAACACCAACUAAUACUCUUUCUUCAAACACUAUUACCUAUAGUACUGUACAGAAUGUAUUUUCAACAAAAUCAAAUUAUGGUUUAGAACUUAAUAAACAUGAUAGAACUCCAGAUACACCAGAUAGCAUUUCUGAACAGGAAAUGAUGAAAGGUUUCAGUACAGAAGAAUUAAAUCAAGAAAUGGCUAAUCUAGAAGGAUUAAUGAAAAAUUUAUCAGAAAUUACACAGAAUGAAUUUACAUGUUAA
Messenger RNA from Schistosoma haematobium, 5475 nucleotides. RefSeq lists its product as uncharacterized. The transcript is spliced from 22 exons. The record is from RefSeq and is a predicted model, not a curated record. Gene Ontology annotation, cellular component: membrane. Gene Ontology annotation, molecular function: protein binding. Lineage: Eukaryota; Metazoa; Platyhelminthes; Trematoda; Strigeidida; Schistosomatidae. Bases 1 to 5475 code for a protein of 1824 amino acids.